AUCAAAUGUAAUUUAUAUAUUUGUACUUUUAUUAAUCUUUUUCAAAAACCAAACCAAAUAAUUAUUAUUUCUUUCUUCAAUUCAGACGUGGGGAAUUAAAAAGAAAAUUACAAAAACAUAUUCUAAGUGGAACUAAUUCAAUUCAACAGCCUGUCUCUCUCUGCCUUCUCGUCGGACAACAACGACCUUCUCCUCCUCCUCCUCCCUCCCUCUCUCUCUCUCUCUCUCUCUCUCUCUCUCUCUCGCCGGAAUUAUGCUCUCCCACCGAUCCUUCUUCAACUUACCAAUGCUUCUUCUCUUUUUCCUCUCACUGCUUUUCACUUUUUCUUCCUCUACUUCCAUUUCAGGAAAUCUCUUUGAAUCCAACCCUUCAAUCGGUCGCAACCUCCUACAGGCUAAAAAAGCUUGUCCAGUGAACUUUGAAUUCUUGAAUUACACCAUCAUCACAAGCAAGUGCAAGGGGCCUCGAUACCCUCCCAAGCUCUGUUGUUCUGCUUUGAAAGAAUUUGCUUGCCCUUAUGUGGAAGAUAUCAAUGAUUUAACAAAUGAUUGUGCUUCGACCAUGUUCAGUUACAUUAACUUGUAUGGAAAAUACCCUCCUGGUCUCUUCUCUAGCGAGUGCAAGGAGGGGAAGGAAGGUCUAGAAUGCCCCGCACUCCCACCCUCCACUUCAGCUGAUCUAAGUUGGUGCUCGAAAACAAGCUUACCAUCGUAUUCACUGAUUCUCUUGACUGGAUUCGUACUGCUGUUAUGGCUAUUAUGAUAAGGUCCAAAUUCCUUCCAUUUUUUUCCUUCCAAUUUGUUACUGUACGUUAAACAUACUUGAAAAAUUGCAAUUCUUUAUUACCAUGUAUUUAUUAUAAUAGUUUCAUAAGCUAAACUUGUUUAUCUAUCUUCCACUUUGAUAGCUGUGGUAAGCGAGUUCUUAUUCAUGAGAUUGAACUCCAAAAGUUUUUAUUUGAGGUAAUUUCUGUGUUUUUAUUUGGUCAAGGAGACCAGGUGUGUCGUCAUCAUCAUAUAUAUAGUUGUUUGCGAUAUGUUUCAUUUUAUAAUGUGAUGUAAUAUAGAACCAUUACUAAAAGUUCAUUUAUGGUUGAUUUGAAAUUUUAGUUUC
Cucumis melo (muskmelon) is the source of this 1114-nucleotide messenger RNA. RefSeq names its product GPI-anchored protein LLG1-like. NCBI's taxonomy places the organism in Eukaryota, Viridiplantae, Streptophyta, Magnoliopsida, Cucurbitales, Cucurbitaceae. The transcript is spliced from 3 exons. The coding region runs from base 254 to 763 and encodes 169 amino acids. The record is from RefSeq and is a predicted model, not a curated record.